Messenger RNA from Necator americanus (New World hookworm), 1140 nucleotides. RefSeq lists its product as uncharacterized. Lineage: Eukaryota; Metazoa; Nematoda; Chromadorea; Rhabditida; Ancylostomatidae. The transcript has 8 exons. Bases 1 to 1140 code for a protein of 379 amino acids. The record is from RefSeq and is a predicted model, not a curated record.
AUGGCCGGUGUAAUCGGAACUCGGUCGUCUUUUGCUGUCGAUGUGGACAUCCUGUUGCGAAGAGCACUCGUACUUAGUAAACUAUUCACAAAAAGUUGGGGUAGUCCUCAGACGUUUCGAGAAUUAAUGAAGCACAAAUCAGAGGUGAUGUCAAAACGAAGAGCUGAAGAAUGCUGGAAGUCAAUGAAAGUGGAAAUGAUUGUAGAGAAGGAACAAGUGAGUCGAGGUGUGCGAGUGCUUGAUGGGUAUUUUCGGAGUCCUCAUGCAAUGAUGUAUCCGAACCAAAUGCCUGGAUGCCUACAAUGGGCCCGUUGGAGAGCAUAUCUGCCAGCUAUGCAAAGGAAAGGAGUCUGCAUUCAUUUGGCUGGUACUGGAGACCACUCUUACAUCAGACGUGAGCUGGGGUUUGCCAAAGGACUUCUGGAAGAUGGUAUUGGAUCUAUCCUCCUCCAGAAUCCCUUCUAUGGGGAACGUAAACCCCCAUCGCAAUUCCGAUCAUCACUUCAAAAUGUCUCUGAUUUGUUCGUCAUGGGAGCUGCAUUGAUCUCGGAGUGUAACUAUCUUAUUGACUGGGCUAAAUCUGAAGGUUAUGGACCAAUGGGUUUGUCAGGGGUCUCUAUGGGCGGAUUUAUGGCCUCAUUGGCAGCUUCCAACGUGUGCGAACCAGUGGUAGUCGUUCCUUGCAUGUCCUGGACAACAGCAGGACCUGCCUUCACCGAAGGUGCAUUACGACCAUCUAUCAAUUAUGAACGGCUUCAGCAACAAGUUGAAGAUAGGUCAUACUUGGAGAAACUUCGCAGCAUACCUAACCAGAACUGGGUAGAUGACAUGUUUGAAAGGCAUGAAAGAAAUGGACUUGGGCUUGCAUACAACAUGAUGUGCAUUUUAAUGGACGAGUUCACUUGCCUUCUCAAUUAUCCAGUGCCACUAGAUACCUCUUUAUGUACGGCGGUUGUGGCUGAACAUGACGCUUAUGUCCUGCGAUCACACGGAGCUCCAGAUUUUAGGCAAGUAUGGCCAGGAAUGCGAGUCCUUGAAAUGAAUCGCAUGGGACAUGUCACAGGUUUCCUGCAAGGGCAUCAAAUAUUUCGGAGUACUAUCGCCCAAUUGAUCCACCGUAUGGAAACCUUGAAAGAAUGA